AUGGCAGCACUGGAGUCUGUGCCGUCUGGCGACGCGGAGCCGCGUCAAACGCUGCCACGGUCCCCGAGAGGUCGGCGCUCCUUCACAGAAGCACAACGAAAGGCUGCUUGGGAGCGAGCAAAGCCCGUUCCGGGGCGCGAUCCCGAGCGAUGGCGAUAUGAUGUGUACGGAAAUCCAGUUUUGCGGCCCUUGCACGGCUGUUUAGGCUGCUUUUGCUAUGAGUUUGACCACCGAGUACCCUACUCGCUCGGAGGCGCGACAAGUCUUGACAAUUGUGACAUUCUUCAAACGCGCAUAAACCGUCUCAAAUCGAACGCUCUAGAAGGAGUGAAUAUAUCCAGGGAACAAAUCCGCCAGUAUGCAUGUGAAGACGUGUCAAAUGUCAUUGACAUGGACGCCAUAGAGUUCGCGGUUUACGGCGACGUGCGCCGCGAGGGGCUUCACUGCCGUGCAUACAGCUUGUUCGAGAAGGUCGCUUCCGAAAUGCUGGUUUCCACCGGGCGAGUAUCCAGGUUUGAAAGCGGAUCUCCAGCAGUAACGGAACAUUCACCCAUGAAGAUAUCUCGUCAAAGCAACAUCCCAUCAUGCACCGAAGCGUUGAACCGUACUCCACAGCAGCAAGGCAUGAAACCAGUACCGAGUCAUCCUGAAAUACCGAUUCCACCCGCUUGGCUCUUUCUUCCAUCCUUCUCGUGA
Cyanidioschyzon merolae strain 10D is the source of this 696-nucleotide messenger RNA. RefSeq lists its product as hypothetical. NCBI's taxonomy places the organism in Eukaryota, Rhodophyta, Bangiophyceae, Cyanidiales, Cyanidiaceae. The record is from RefSeq and is a predicted model, not a curated record. The transcript has a single exon. The coding region runs from base 1 to 696 and encodes 231 amino acids.